Populus euphratica (Euphrates poplar) is the source of this 1032-nucleotide messenger RNA. RefSeq names its product putative RING-H2 finger protein ATL69. The transcript has a single exon. Gene Ontology annotation, biological process: protein ubiquitination. Gene Ontology annotation, molecular function: transferase activity. The record is from RefSeq and is a predicted model, not a curated record. NCBI's taxonomy places the organism in Eukaryota, Viridiplantae, Streptophyta, Magnoliopsida, Malpighiales, Salicaceae. Bases 349 to 909 code for a protein of 186 amino acids.
AAUCAUGCUAUUUUUUGUUUUUAUUUUUUGUCUAGAAAGUCGAAAGGACACAAACUUUGGAUCGUCAUAAAAAACGGACUCCAAAAUAAGCACAAGAACCUCGAGAGUAUAACUUAUUAGAUCUUGAGUCUUGAUCAAUUAACAAUCAAAAAAGAAUUCAAUGACUAUCAUAAAUGGUGGCCUGCUUUUUAAAACUUUUGUUUAAUGCAGUAGCCGUUGAACAUUAACUCCAAAGUUCCCAUUCUAUUAAUUUUUUUCCCGCGGACCCGGUGGCCCUUCUUAUCACCCCUCUUUUCAAAUCCAACGCCUUUUUCCACUUCUUGUUCUAUCUCUUUCUUUCAGUCCCUCAUGUCCACAGUUGCUCCACCAGUGUCAGCGUCGGCCGCUGCUGGCAGUGGCCUUGGUUAUGGUAUCGCCAUUGCCAUUGGCAUUCUCGUCCUCAUUUCUACUAUAAUGCUCACCUCUUAUGCUUGCUCAAGGAUUAAAGGUAAUGGUAAUAGCAAUGGCAGCAAUAAUAAUGAUAAUAGUAAUGAUAACAGCAACAACUAUGAGCAUGGGCAUGACCGGCACUUCACUGCCGGCAAUCCAAUAGAGCCAAUGACGGUGAUGGUGGGUCUUGCUGAGCCCAUUAUAGACUCGUAUACGAAGAUGGUGUUGGGCGAAAGCCGGCGACUACCCAAACCCAAUGAAGGUCCAUGCUCCAUAUGCUUGUCCGAUUACCAGACCAAGGAUACCAUACGGUGUAUUCCAGAUUGUCAUCACUGUUUCCAUGCUGAUUGUAUUGAUGGAUGGCUUAAGAUGAGUGCUACUUGUCCAUUGUGUAGGAAUUCUCCAGCUCCAUCAAAGGGUCCCACGCCUGUAACUACUCCUUUGGCCGAGGUUGUGCCCUUGGCCUUCCAUGCCAGGUGAUGCUGCCAACAAAAAGGUGUUCUUCCACUUUCAAUUUUUCAAGCUUAAUUAUUCUAGCUUUAGCUUCUGCCUUCAAUUCUUUUUUAGCCCGAGCUAAGGAUUAGUGUUAUAAUAUCAACACAC